Molecule: messenger RNA, 1561 nt
Organism: Lytechinus variegatus (green sea urchin)
Lineage: Eukaryota; Metazoa; Echinodermata; Echinoidea; Temnopleuroida; Toxopneustidae
Product: probable pyruvate dehydrogenase E1 component subunit alpha, mitochondrial
Exons: 9
Coding region: 124-1284 (386 amino acids)
Biological process (GO): pyruvate decarboxylation to acetyl-CoA
Cellular component (GO): intracellular membrane-bounded organelle
Molecular function (GO): pyruvate dehydrogenase (acetyl-transferring) activity
Source: RefSeq, a predicted model, not a curated record
UUUGAUGGUGGAUUUUAAGCUUGAAAACCGGCAGCUGUACGUAGGAGUGUGAUUGUAGAUUAAUUUUGGACUGAUUUACUGAAGUAAUUUCAUAUCAACUGGAGGCGAAAUUACUCUUUAGAGAUGCUUUCUAGCUUAGCCAGAAGAUUGGGCCCAGUUUCAAGGCAGCAUUUGCCGAGAACUGUUGCCAUCGCAAGCAGGCAGCUGAACACAGAUGUACAGUUGACAACAAAUCCUUUCAAACUUCACAAGCUUGAAGAAGGUCCUAGGACAACCAGCACGCUGACCAAGGAUGAAGCCUUGAACUACUAUCACAAGAUGCAAACCAUUAGGAGGAUGGAGACGGCUGCUGCAACCCUCUAUAAAUCAAAGGAGAUCAGAGGCUUCUGUCACUUGUAUUCAGGACAGGAAGCAUGUGCAGUAGGUAUAGAUUCAGUGUUAACACCAGAUGAUGCAGUUAUCACAGCAUACAGAGCUCAUGGUUGGGCCUAUCUCAGAGGUGUUACCUUACAUGGUGUGCUAGCAGAACUCACAGGCAGGAGAACAGGUUGUGCUAAAGGAAAAGGAGGUUCCAUGCAUAUGUACUGUAAGAACUUCUAUGGAGGAAAUGGCAUCGUAGGGGCACAGGUUCCACUUGGUGCUGGGAUUGCCAUGGCACUUAAAUACAUGGAAACCAAGAAUGUGUGCAUCUCUCUGUACGGUGAUGGAGCUGCCAAUCAGGGUCAGGUCUUCGAGGCUUAUAACAUAGCCAAGCUCUGGGAUCUACCAUGUAUCUUUGUGUGUGAGAAUAACAAGUAUGGAAUGGGAACGGCUGUCGAGAGGUCCGCUGCAUCAACGGAUUAUUACACCAGAGGAGAUUAUAUACCAGGCAUCUGGGUUGAUGGUAUGGAUGUUGUAGCAGUCAGGGAAGCUACCCGUUAUGCCAAGGACUACUGCACAUCAGGAAAGGGUCCACUUGUAAUGGAGGUUGAGACCUACAGAUAUCAUGGACACAGUAUGAGUGAUCCAGGAACAAGCUACAGGUCUAGGGAAGAGGUCCAGGAGAUCCGACAGACCCAGGAUCCUAUCACCAAGCUCAAAGAUACCAUCCUUGCUAAUGAAUUAGCCACAGAGGCUGAGCUCAAGGCCAUUGACACGUCUGUCCGAUCUGCUGUUGAUGAAGCCAUGACUAAAGCCAAGGCCGAUCCAGAGCUACCAGUCUCUGAGACCUUUACCAACAUCUAUGCAAACAGCGCCCCCAUGAAGGUCAGAGGGGCCGAUGCAUUCUCCUACCACAAUUCUUAACAACUAUGAGACUGAAUAGAAUCAUCCAAGGAAUAUUUCGUCAAUCUUGAAAUUGAUUGAUUUAAACAAAAAUCAAUUUAGGUCUUACACACUGAUUUAAUGAACAGCUGAGAAUCAGUUUUAGUCUACAACUGAGUCCGUGAUAGCACUGAUUCUAGGAAUCGAUUUUAAGAUUGAGGAAACAACCCAGGAUGCAUCUACAGUAUGUGUAAUAACAGAUCCUUCCAUUUGUCUUGAAGGGGGAAAUUCAUGAUCUGUGGUGGAGGGUUGAUCUCUC